UACUGGCAUCUCAUGGGUGGAGGCCAGUGCUGCAAUCUACAAAACACGGGAUGCCCCCCUAACAAAGAUCGCCCGCCCAGAGUCAGCGGUGCCCCACGGGGACCCUCUUGUGUCCGUGUUGGUCGUGUCUUUGUCACCCUUACAGCUAGAGCCUGGCACACAGGAGGUGCUCAGGAAUGGCUGUGAACGAAUGAACGAAGCCAGUCAUGUUGAUGAUUCAUAGAGUAAACCUCACACUUCCCAGUGUGCUGUCCCAUCCGUGCAGCGUCCAAGAACCCAGAACCGAAAUCUAGCCAUCGAAACCGUGCGGGGUUCUUGCCGAGCUGGGGAAUCCGGGCAGCCUUGGCUGAUCGCCUGCCACCAGCACUCCCGGCAGGAGCUCAGCAGGUUGAAAGAAUGAGGGCAGAAGUAAACUGAAGCUGAACAGGCCCCUGGCAGGGGGCACAAGACAUGGCGUGGGGCCCAGGGUGUGGACAGACCCAGGUUCAAAGCCCAGCCUUGCCCCUUAUCAGCCACAUGACCUUCAACAUGUGACUAAGCUCUUCCCUUCAGUUUUUUUUCAGUUAUAAAUGGGGCUAAUAAUCGUGCCUUCCUCAAAGGGUUACUGCGAGGAUUAGAAGAGAUAAUGCACUUAAAGCGUUUGGUGCAGUGCACACAAAUGGUGGUGGAACACCACCGUGGAUUCGCACCAGCACAGAUCGUUGCUGGCGCCUGCCCCUCUGCCUGUAAUCUCCGGUGCCCAGGAGGAGCUGUGUGCCCAGCGAGGCUGUGUGCCAGCACUGGGGACGCAGAGAUGAAUGGGACUCGGUCCUGACUGCCGGGAGCCACUUCCAGCCCAUUGGGGGACUCACGCAAAGGGCUGGAGUGAGACAACCCGAGCACCAGGGGCACAGAACUGAAGGAGGCAGUCCCCGUGCACUUGUACGACUCUCAGAGUGACCACUUCUUCAGGAUCAGUGUGCUUGACUCGCCACAGUCCUCACCGGCAAGGGCCACAUCCUAACAGGCAUCCGGAAGGCACAGGAGAGGACGGGAUGGAGCAGGGGCUGCAGGAGGCUACAGAGGUUUCUGGAGAAAGUGUCGAGAGAGCUGCUGGGCUUGGAAGACCAGGGAGAAUUUUGAAAUGCAAAACUGAGGGCACAUAAAUACCUGGGUAGGAGCCAACAGGGGCAAAGACCGUCCUGGAGGAGGGAGCCCUGGCAAGUCUGGGCUGGGCGAAGAGUUGGAGAAUGAGACACAAAGGAGCCACAUGGAGCCCCUGGCACCUCCUUUGUGAGAGGACAGGGGCUCAACUUCCACCAACUCUGUAGCAAGGGCUUCUCUCACAGAGCCCAGGCAGAGAGGAAAUGGGCUCCCUGACAUUUGAAGCUUGUGGGAGCAGAAUAGAGCCUCCCUGUGCCAGCACACGCACAGGGAGAUGGUCGCCUACAGGCACUUCAUCCUUGGCGUGGCACUGUCAUGGCCAGGAAGGUCCUCAAACAGCCAGUACCUGGGAGGCGCUGUAGGGGGUCGAAGGUGAACAAGACAGUUUGGUCACAGGACAGUUGAGAAGGAUAGUGACAGAGAAAUAAAUAUAUGUCAGUGCAAUGAGACAGAUGUGGCAAUGGGGGACUUGUAGAGAGAGGACAGGCCUCAGUGCAUGAUUGGCCAAGAGUGGUGGUUAGGUGGAGGCAGGCAUUGGCCGCACUUGCUAACAAUGAGAGGUGUUCUAAAAUAGAAUGUGCUGGUUGGUUGGAAGGUGAGCCACCCCAUACUAGAAUGCAGUUCAAUUGAACCAACAUUAUCGAGCACUCUCUAAAUUCCUUGGUCUGGAAUAAAAGAGGAAGUAGGAUUUGGAGGCUGUUAUGUCAAGGGACUCACAGAAACCCUUUGUACCCAGCCAUGGGCCAAAGAUACCGACAUGCAAAACAGUGAAUUCUCCGCACCCGCCCCUGCCCCGGACGUGGAAGCAGGACCGCGAGCAGUCUCUGGCAGCAGCCUAUGUGCCAGUCGUGGUGGACCCUAGGGGACCAAACCCGGACAAGCUCAGGUUCCAUUUCUACACUUCCCAGUAUUCAAACUCCCUGAACCCCUUCUAUACCUUGCAGAAGCCUACCUGUGGCUACCUGUACCGCCGGGACACGGACCACACCCGCAAGCGCUUUGAUGUGCCUUCUGCCAACGUGAUGUUGUGGCGCUCCUAGGCCCAUGCCAGCGGGAUCCCCCGACCCUGCACCCUCACUGCUGUGAACCCCGGGUCCCAGAGGGGAGGGGCUGCUCACUCCAGGAGGAGUGACCUGUACCCGGGCUAAGAGAGCUGUGCCAUGCCCCCCUGUUGACAAUGGCAAAGGAAGGUCUCUGUUCUCAGCAGCAAUUAAAGUUUGUCCUCUUUCCCUGGCA
This is a messenger RNA of Microcebus murinus (gray mouse lemur), 2379 nucleotides long. Lineage: Eukaryota; Metazoa; Chordata; Mammalia; Primates; Cheirogaleidae. The record is from RefSeq and is a predicted model, not a curated record.